AAGAGAGAAAGAGAGAGGCGAAGGCAGCAAAAUCAAAGGGUUGCAGUAUGGUUUCAACUCAGAAUAACUCAUCCAUUGAUGGAAACCAGAGGCAAGGUGUUCCAGAAUUGGAAGUUAGGCCUGGAGGAAUGUUUGUUCAAAUCAGAGAUUUGAAUCCAAAUCCAAAUCCCUCUCCUCCCACCAUCAAACUUAAGGUCAAAUUUGGGUCUUCUUACCAUCACCUUCAUAUCAGCUCCCAUGCAAGCUUCGGUGAAUUAAAAAAGAUGUUGGCAGAACCAACUGGUUUGCACCCAGAAGAGCAAAAGUUAAUAUACAAAAACAAAGUGAGGGAUUCGAAAAGCUAUCUAGAUGUGGCAGGAGUCAGAAAUGGGUCAAAACUUGUGUUGGUUGAAGACGCUUUAAGCAAGGAAAGACGAUGCCUUGAGAUGCUUAAAGACGCAAACUUUCAAAACUCCUCAAAAUUGCUAAAACAACUUAGGUUGGAAGUGAAAAAGCUGUCUCAACAGGUUGAAUCACUUCAUAUGAAAGGUUGUAAGGAAGGGAGAGUGUCAGAAACUGAAGUGGAGAAUUUGACUGAAAUGCUUAUGAGAAAAUUGAUUGCGUUGGAUGAAAUUCAAGUGGUGGGAGACCCGAGGCUGCAAAGAAGAGAACAGGUGAGGGAAGUUCAAAGGCAAAUAGAAAGCCUUGACAUGAUGAAGCUGCAACUCUGCAGCAAUGGAGGUGGAGACUCACAUAAUGCCCAUGCUUUUACUUCCACCAAUGCAAAGGGAAACCAAAGGUUGCACCCAAAGCAGCACUGUACCAGCAUAGUGAAGGAAGCUCUAAGGAAUUCUGAAUCUGUGGUCACAACCAAAUGGGAGACUUUUGAUUAGCCGUAUCAUCACUUUCAAACUACCACAAAAGUUCAUAUUCGCUUUUAUCAAUUCAUUCG
Messenger RNA from Cucurbita moschata (crookneck pumpkin), 931 nucleotides. Its product is annotated as BAG family molecular chaperone regulator 1-like. Gene Ontology annotation, biological process: protein stabilization. NCBI's taxonomy places the organism in Eukaryota, Viridiplantae, Streptophyta, Magnoliopsida, Cucurbitales, Cucurbitaceae. The coding region runs from base 48 to 872 and encodes 274 amino acids. The transcript is spliced from 6 exons. Gene Ontology annotation, molecular function: protein-folding chaperone binding; adenyl-nucleotide exchange factor activity. Gene Ontology annotation, cellular component: cytoplasm. The record is from RefSeq and is a predicted model, not a curated record.